AGCGUCCCUGACCACGUCCCUCAGAUCGUAGCAAAGGCCGACCCGGUCCCGUUGCACCCUCCCCCCGGCCUCCCCCCCCCCCCCCGGGCCAGAUCCACGCUCCCCCAGUGCACGGAACUUCCUCGACCUGCUCCCGGCAAUGCUGGAGUGUUGUGCAAAAUUGUGACCACACACAGGCCGUCCUUCCGGUUUGUUCUGCCACGAGAAUUUCACAGCCGCCUUUGCUCGGUCUAAAAUCAACUGCAAACGCGGAUGGAGGGCAUGGGAGCAGCCCCUGGCGCAUGCACGGCCCUCGCUGCUCAUAUCACAUGAAGGUCCGUUUGCCUGCAUCUGAUGACACGCGGUCGCGUUCACACGUGCUGGCCCUGCUUUAUGAAGGGGUGGCCAGCGACGUGCAUUUGCUAGAAUUGAGGUCGUCUCUCCUUAACGGACGCAGAGGCGCAGCAGAAUCGUGGCCUACGGGAUGCAUCAUUAGCAGAGGCGUUGAUGUGAAUUGCCACCACACUCAGACUGCCCUGGUCCAUCUGGGCCGAGCGGAAAUUCUCACGGUUGCUGGGGAGGGGAGGUGCGGGGAAGACUUGCCCCAGUAGUGACUAGGAUCGGACAACACACUCGCCGGUUGGGUCUUCUGAACUCAGCCAAGACAGCAGACCAAGCUGAGCCGCCACCAGCUCAAAAUCCAGCCACAAACCACAGAUUCUCUGCACAGUUAACAAGCCCAGCUGAGUUCGGAUGACACAGCAACCAUUUGAUAACAACCCACACUCAGCCCCUGGGUAUCGAUUGUCAGGUGUCUGAAGCUCCACUCCCCGUCCCUGCAGGAGCCCCAAAUACAGCAGAGCCCCUCCUGAUGCCUGGCACUGAUCUUUCUGGUGCCAGGCUGGAACCCUCCCCUGCUCCAGGGCUUCGGCUGUUUCUGCUCCAGCCACGGGGUAUGGCUGGGAUGCGUGUGUUCGCCCUGUCUGUGCUGGUGGAUCGGGCAUCGCACUGCUCCUCAGAGGUUUUCAGUCUUCGAGACCCACCCAGAGAGAGCGCCUUGGCCGCGGGGCAGAAUGGAACAGCGACAAAGUGGACUGCGGAGAGCUGCGUGUCGGCACGUCCGGCACCUGGAGUCCAGAGCUGCCCUUCACCCUGCAGAGCAGCGUCAAGGCAGCGAAGCGACUGCUGGAGGCUGGCAAGGGCUGGAGGUCAGAGAGAAGGGAUCCCAACCCGACAUGAGUUACAUCGUCCGUCCGUGGACCGCCAGAGACCUCAAGGAUGUGAUGCGGCUUAUCAAGGAAUCCGCAGCGUUUCACAAAGCUUUGGACCAAGUCAGAAUCACCCCGGAAGUUCUCCAAGCUGAUGCGUUCGAGAAGGAGGCAACCUUCGGGUGCCUGGUAGCUGAAGUGCCACCAGAGCACAAGAGCAAAGAGGGUCACACGAUUGUUGGCUACCAGUUCCACUAUCUGUCGUACUGCACCUGGGACGGGCCCAUUCUCUUUGGAGAGGAUCUCUAUGUGCUGCCAGAAUUCAGAGGCAGAGGGAUUGGGACCAGUUUACUGAAUAAAGUGGCAAAGAUUGCACUGGAGAGAAACUGUUUCCAGUUCCGCUUCGUCUCGGCCAAAUGGAACCAGGCCGCAACAGAUUUCUUCUCCAAGCUGGGCGCCGUGAACGUCACAAGCCAGAACUACUGGAACGUGCUCCACGUUGACGGGGAACAUGUCUGGAAACUGGCGGAGGAAGCCAGGCGGUCGCACCCCAAAUAGCACGCAGAUGCAGGUCCCCUUUCCAAGCCGGGAAUCUUGCCUCGUCACCCCGGCCCCCCACUCCAGGCUGCUGUAGACCCCAGUGGGUUUCUCCCCACUGGGCCCAGCUCAGCACCUUUGAGCCCCAGUUUUGUCUCCCUGAGUUGCACAUUUGGACUGUGCUCCCCUCCCAGGGACCCCAACAUGCCCCCUGGUUCCACCACCCUCUCCCCACCAGAGAAAUCCCAAUCUCCCGCCUCUUUAUCCCAUGUUGAAUUCUGAUAAAAGUUUGAAGCAGUAGUUUGAAACAGCAGAAGGAUCGCCUGCCCCAUCCCUCAUUCAGGGAA
This is a messenger RNA of Varanus komodoensis (Komodo dragon), 2071 nucleotides long. RefSeq names its product diamine acetyltransferase 1-like. The transcript is spliced from 7 exons. NCBI's taxonomy places the organism in Eukaryota, Metazoa, Chordata, Lepidosauria, Squamata, Varanidae. Gene Ontology annotation, molecular function: N-acetyltransferase activity. The record is from RefSeq and is a predicted model, not a curated record. The coding region runs from base 1053 to 1745 and encodes 230 amino acids.